Patella vulgata (common limpet) is the source of this 1122-nucleotide messenger RNA. RefSeq names its product thyrostimulin alpha-2 subunit-like. The record is from RefSeq and is a predicted model, not a curated record. The coding region runs from base 95 to 520 and encodes 141 amino acids. Gene Ontology annotation, molecular function: hormone receptor binding. NCBI's taxonomy places the organism in Eukaryota, Metazoa, Mollusca, Gastropoda, Patellidae. Gene Ontology annotation, biological process: cell surface receptor signaling pathway. The transcript has 3 exons.
AUUGAAAAAAUUAGAGAAUUCAAGAUUAAACCUAAACAAUUCCUCAAACGUGAGAUCUGAAGAGAGGGUGGGGAAGGGUGCUUGGAGGUUUGAGAUGAGGUGCAACAAAAACUUUAUAUACUCUAUGUCGUGUUUGUUUAUGCGAACGUUGAUAAUCUUUUUACUGUUAAUAGUGUCACAGACAAAUUUAGCAUUUAGAAUUCCUGGUCAUAGACGUCAUUCGUGGGAAUCACCGGGAUGCACCAAAGUUGCCCAUACAAGAGCAGUUAACAUUCCUAAUUGUGUAGAGUUCCGUGUUACAACGAAUGCCUGUAGAGGUUUUUGUGUAUCUUAUGCCAUUCCAUCAUCGGAUCAAACUUUAGCAUCAAAUCCGUCAUUAGAAAUAACUUCUCGGGCUGAAUGUUGCAGUAUUCUUCAAACAUACGACGUAACUAUGCGUGUUUGGUGUGUAGGUGGUUUUCGAAAUGUGACGUUCAAAUCCGCGUCAGAAUGUGGUUGUUCAAUAUGUAGACAUGGUUGAUAAAUUAGAUAUAUCAUUAACAGCAAUUACAAUGCACAAACAAAUGGCAUUCUAUGAAUUCCAGGGAAAAGACUGUAAAAUGGGAUGUGAUUUUGUGAUCUGUGAUAAUAUGACUUUUAGCAAGCCCCUUCUACGUAAUAUUGAUAUCAUUGUGUAGCGAUGAGAUGCUGAAGAUGAACUCGAGGCCAAUACUUGAAUUACAUUAUAUGGUUCUGUAUUCAGGUAUGGCAAUGUUGAUAUGGGAAGGCCAUUAAUACAUUUCCUUUAUUCAGUUGAAAUAGUAAUGAAGGCUACGAGCUUAUAUACUAUGUGCCCAUCGGUUUGAAGGUCUUCUGAUCAAGUCCCGCGCUUAAUUGAAAGAAAAGAACCCGAUAAUCUGCUAUAGUACGUUUCCUUUGUUAGCAACCCUGCUGGAAUCUCAAAUUGAAAGAAUUAUAUAUUUCUACAUUUUGCUCUCUUCGUGACACUGAGAUAAUCAGACUUAAAUAGAAUAGCUUUUUAUAUUGAAUGAGAGGCAUACAAUAUUAUAUAUGUAUAUAUAUAUAUAUGGUUAAGACUGAGACAAAAUGUACAGGUCCCAAGAGGUUGUUUCAUCUGAUAGU